Molecule: messenger RNA, 2164 nt
Organism: Clupea harengus (Atlantic herring)
Lineage: Eukaryota; Metazoa; Chordata; Actinopteri; Clupeiformes; Clupeidae
Gene: dntt
Product: deoxynucleotidyltransferase, terminal
Biological process (GO): double-strand break repair via nonhomologous end joining
Cellular component (GO): nucleus
Molecular function (GO): DNA nucleotidylexotransferase activity; DNA-directed DNA polymerase activity; DNA binding
Source: RefSeq, a predicted model, not a curated record
GAGAAAGGCACACCGCUGUCUUCACCAGGCUUUUGUUUUGGCAGUUAAACACCACUCUACAAUCACCAAAUCGUAGACACCUGUCACCAGAAUUUCCUGCUUUCUGUUGGAGGAGCCAUCUCAACUGUCACAUUGUGUUUUUUUUUUGUUCUCGCACUGAAAAAUAAGAGACUCCUGGCACCAAAGCUGGUGUUGUCUGGAGUGCAUCAGAGGUGGCACUGAAGCGUGACAUGAAUACCAGGCGACAGAGAGCCUAGAAAUCAGAGAGCCUAGGAAUCCUCCAGGAACCUGGGGGAAAGAGAGAGAGAGAGAGAGAUAAAAAAGAAAGGAAGCAAAAAAAAAGGGACAGAGGAGAGGAACGAGAAAGAGAAAGAAAAUGAUGUUUCACUCUAACACCUUGCCCCCUGUGAGGAAACGUCCUCGGCCUGAGGGCUUCGAUGUGCAGCAUCACCAGGAGGUGAAGUUUGCCACGGUGACCCUGUUCAUCGUGGAGAGGAGGAUGGGCUGCAGCAGGAGAAGCUUCCUCACCAGCCUGGCCAGAUCAAAGGGCUUCAGUGUGGACGACGUCCUCAGCACUAAGGUGACCCACGUCAUAUCAGAGGGGAACCAAGCCAGUGAGCUGUGGACCUGGCUGCGCGCCCAGACUGCCCCCCCGGUCGCGGACACGGAGGUGCUGGACAUCAGCUGGUUCACGGAGAGCAUGAGGGCGGGCGGGCCGGUUGUGGUGGAGAGCAGGCAUCGUAUCCAGGAUCCUUCUUCCCAGUUUCGAGUGGGUUUGCCAAGCACUUCAGAGUCGACUGUGUCUCAGUACGCUUGUCAGCGGAGGACAACCCUGGACAAUCCCAACAAGAUCUUCACGGAUGCUUUUGAAGUGUUGGCAGAGAACUCGGACUUCUGCGACAGCAAAGGUCAGGCUCUGGCCUACAAGCGGGCCGCCUCGGUUCUGAAGAGUCUGCCCGCCGCGCUGCGUUGCCUAGGUGACACAGAGGGGCUGCCCUGCCUCGGGGAGCAGACCAGGGCCGUGGUGGAGGAUAUCUUUGAGUGUGGCAGAUCCUCCAAAGUUGAAACCAUACUGAGCGAUGAGAAAUUCCAAACAAUGAAGCUUUUCACAAGUGUGUUUGGCGUGGGGCCCAAGACGGCGGAGAAGUGGUACCUGCGAGGCCUUCGCACGCUGGAGGAGAUCGUCUCCGAGCCACACGUCCACCUGAACAGAAUGCAGCAGGCAGGUUUCCUUUACUAUGCUGACAUCACCAGACCAGUCUCCAAAGCUGAGGCCCAUGCAGUCGGGCGCAUCGUCAAGGAGACCGUUCAAGAAAUGUCACCUAAUGCUUCUGUGGUCCUUACAGGAGGCUUCCGCAGGGGGAAGGAGUUUGGCCAUGACGUGGACUACAUAUUGACCACACCUGAGAUGGGGACCGAAGAGGGGCUGUUGCUCCGGGUGAUAGACAGACUCAACUACCAAGGCAUUCUGCUGUACACGGAGUACCAGGGCUCCACCUUCGACGCGAACCGUUUGCCCUGCCGCAGGUUCGAGGCCAUGGACCACUUCCCCAAAUGCUUCCUGAUCAUCCAGCUGCAUGCCGCAGCGAUCCAGGAUGGCACUCUGUCAUGUGACCCGGGCGACCGCAGGGGUUGGAGGGCGGUGCGUCUGGAUCUGGUGGCUCCGCCCGCUGACCGAUUUGCCUUUGCACUCCUGGGCUGGUCAGGAUCCACGCAGUUUGAGCGAGACCUGAGACGGUUCGCCCGGUUGGAGAGGGGGAUGUUGCUGGACAACCACGCCCUGUAUGACAAAAGCAAGGAUGCGUUUUUGCCGGCCAAAACCGAGGAGGAUAUCUUUGGCCAUCUGGGGCUGGAGUACAUCGAACCUUGGCAGCGCAACGCGUAGAACGCUGCCAUUCAUCCGCCGCCCUCGCUACGCCCACUGGUGCUGCUUGUUGUGCGCUUGCGAACGAGCCCAAACUGCUUCGGCCGCCAUCUCACCUCCAUGUUAUGCAGCUUUGGUUUGUCCGAUCUGGCAGAUGCACUCUCAUCAAGCCUUAUUGUUUUCCUGCAAAACGUGUAAACAGCUGUUUAUCUCCUCGACGCUCCGUUCAUGCUGUCGUUAUGUUCACAACUGUGAGGACGUAGAGACGUAGCAAGGGAAUGCCAAAAGAGAGGGGAGAUU